GGGAGAAGGGUCUCCAUGGAGACAGGAUGCAAAACACCGCGCGCGUCAUAAUGCGCUUCGAACGCCGGGCCUUUGAAAGCGGCCCUUUUGAUUCCUCUUAAAGAGGCCGCGACCCCUAUUUUUUUUGCCAGGAGCGAUUUGAGCGCACCGCAGGAUGGAAGAAGGAAACCGCGAAAAGGGAGGCGAUGGAGGAGAAGAUUCAGACAAUGAAGACAUGGGAAAAGGACAACCAACGCCACCAACCAGGGCACCCGAAAAUAGCAUAGCAAAUCUGCAGCAUGAGAGUAGUGCUGAAAUGGAACUGGAGGAGACCAUGGAAGAGCCAGCUGUGGCCACAGGUUUGGAAGAUCAACUGGAAGAAGUUAAAAGUAGAACUUCUAUAUCUUCAGCUAAGUCUUACAAAGAGAGUCGAGAGGAAUUAACAGUUAGCAGCCCAGAAUCUGGAUCAGAUGUUUUCUCUUCUGUAGGAAUGACGGCAUUAUUUCCCCCUCAAAUCACUGAAAUCCCAUCAACAAGCACAGCAGGAGCCCAGGCUCAUCCAACAAUAUUGGGCAGCGUUAGAAGAGAGCACCCUGUCAUUUCCCAUUUAAGCGGGGGGGCAUUGAAUCCUAUUGCUGCUGAUACACAUCAGGAACACUUGGAAGUGUCUGUUGCAGUGCAGACAGAGGCAAGCUGGCUAUAUGAACACGUCUUCAAGAGAAAAGCUCCAAAGAAAAAAAGAAGAUUGCCUCGUGAGAAUGAUAUCUAUGCUGUCCUGUCCCAAGAUCUCAGCAACUUAGAUGUUUUGUGCGAUACAGAGUUUAAAGAAGACUUCUUAAGGCUCUUUAAGGAGUCACUGCGUACCCUGUCCAGUGUUGGGCCACCAACAAUCCUAGCCUACAGACCAGAAACUUCAAGAGAAAAUGUUUAUAUAGAGGUUGAAAAGGACUUUCCCGCAACUUGUGAGUUCUGUGGCAGCCCACUGAGACACUAUCCUUCCUUUGAAAGUCUAGAAGAAAUAGCAAAGUAUGCAUAUCUUUUCUGUUGCCAGGAGUGUAGAGAGCUCCAUGAGUUCAUUGUCAGUAUGAAGAAGCAGUACACAAAGCCUGAAUACCAGCGGAUAGACAUUUCUCCCAAUCAGGCACGUGGCAGUGAAUCCGAGAGGCAGCUAGCCAGGGAAAGAGCCCUGCAAAGGCUGAAAGAGAAACAAUUGGCAAGACAGUUGGCCUACUUGGCAAAUGAGCAAAAUAAAGACAUCACUCCAGUAUAUGGCCUCGAACAACACAAUAAACAACUUAAAACAAUUUCCUACACCCUGUCCCAAGAGUCUGUCUGGACAAGGAUUCCUAUCCAAUAUUCUGAUAAGAGAGAAACCCAAGAUGUCAGCUAUAGUAUCUCUUACUGUGAUUUCACCUUAGCCGGUGGAAAGUUAGUGAAAAACCAGUUUUUACAACAAUAUUACAAAAAUGGCGUAAAGUUUCUUACAAUGUUUCCAAAUGGCACAGCUCAAAUCUUCUAUCCAUCUGGAAAUCUGGCAAUAAUGGUUAUACCAAAGAAGGAGAAUGCACCCACCAUUUGUAUAGUCCAAGAAGACAAGUCCGAGAAUGCAGAAAUUCAAGCAGUGUUUGAUUCAAGUGGGAGAGGGACUUGCUAUCAUCCAAAUGGAAAUGUGUGGAUUAAUAUAACAAUUCGUGGAGGCCAUUAUUCAGACCAAGAUGGCAGCAAAGUGAAAGCCUGGAUCUGGCCAAAUAACUUGCAGAAGAAGAGUCCCAGAGCAUCGUUUAAACCAGUUUUUCUUGCCUUGAACCUGAACGUUGGUGUGAGAAUACUAACACAAGACAAAUUAGCCAUUUCUUUUCUUGCAAUGGGGAAGCAAGCAAAAAUCAGCAUCGGAACAAAAGUAGAGCUACUUCCUGGUCAUCAUCCGUGGCCAAAGCAUGUAUCUGAAGAUGAUUUGCUACUAUUUGCCAGCAGAAUCAAAAUUCUCCGUAUCUUUGCAAAAUUGCAUGGAUGCUUAGAUUUUCCUACCAAUGACUGGGGGCCAAAAGUCCAGCUCCCUUCAUACAUUUUGAAAUGGGCUUCAAGAUUAACAAACCUCUGCAAAGACUGUGAAAUAAACACAGCUCUGGACGAUUUAAUUACGGAAAUAAUAAAUUCACCAGCCUGAUCAUUAUCAAAUUAUAUGAAGAUGCUAGCUUCAUUGUUGUGAGACGUAUGUAUAACUAUGUUGGAUUCUGUAUGAACAGAAGAUCAGAUUGAAAUAUUUGAUAAGCAUAUUAUGUAUCUUGGACAGAAAACAAGAUAAACAAUCUGGUAUCUUCCUGCAAUAUCAAGACCAUAAGGUAAAGGUUAAGGUUUCCCCUUGACAUUCAGUCUAGUCAUGUCCGACUGAGGGGUGGUGCUGAUCUCAAUUUCUAAGCCAAAGAGCCGACGUUGUCCAUAGACACCUCCAAGGUCAUGUGGCCAGCAUGACUGCAUGGAGUGCCAUUACCUUCCCGCCAAAGCGGUAUCUAUUGAUCUACUCACAUUUGCAGGUUUUCAAACUGCUAGGUUGGCAGAAGCUGCACCUAUCAGCAGGAGCUCAUCCCACUCCCUGGAUUCAAACCGCCAACCUAUCGGUCAGCAAGUUCAGCAGCUCAGCACUCUAACCCGCUGUGCCACCAGGGAUUCCAAAAACAUCAAGUAUCAAGAACAUUCUCAGAGUUAAUUCCAAAUGCCCUCAGAAGUCAGUGUUUCAGCAAAACGUCUUAGAGCCAAUAAGUGAAAGAGCCAAAUAAGGCAAUGAGGAAAGAGUUCCAGUGUGUAAUCAUAACUACCCAUUUAAGAUGGACGAGGCAUAAAAGUAACCUGAAGGAAUGUUUUAGUAUUACUUUUAGCAAGUACAUUUCCUAGGUUUUUCUCUCUUUAAAAAUCAUUUCUGUACUUAAAAAAUAGGAACAUAUCUCUUAGUAAUAUCCCCAUAUAGCUGAAGGUCAGUUGAAGGUGAGUUUGCUAGUUUGGCCUAAGUUUAUUCAGUGAAACCAACACUGGAUUCAGAUAUAACUCACCAGUUUCCUGCUGUAUCUGAUGUUCCUUUUAACUACCACAUGCAGAUAGUUUGCAUCUAGGGGCCAGCAAGUUACUUGACAAAAAAUAAUCUGACGCAGGGAAGAGUUAACAGAUGGCACUGCACUACAACCAACUAUACUUCAGGUUUUUGGUGGCAAGUAGUUCUUUAUAAAAUCACUCACUAAGAUUAAACCAUUCCUUAUUAAUGGAGAGCUAUCCAAGGCAUAUAGUUUACAACUGGGAUUUCCCUCACAAAACAAGUUUGUGUCAGGACCACCUUUCUGAACAUCAGCCUGAGAAAAAGCUAGCUU
Messenger RNA from Anolis sagrei ordinatus, 3338 nucleotides. It is a transcript of the gene ERICH6, whose product is annotated as glutamate rich 6. NCBI's taxonomy places the organism in Eukaryota, Metazoa, Chordata, Lepidosauria, Squamata, Anolidae. The record is from RefSeq and is a predicted model, not a curated record.